GGGCGUGGGGCGAGCGGAGAGGUUCAGAUCUGCUCGGAUAUUGGACCGACGUCCCGGAUCUUGGAUUUUGAUCGGUCUGCUCCCUGAUGGAUUUGUCACGCGUCUUCUUGCUCAUCUGCACCUGCGGCCUCCUGCCAGACGCGCUCGUGUGCUUCAACCUCAACUCCAAGCGGGUGCAAAUCUUCCGAGGCUCCGAGGAAAACCACUUCGGUUACACGCUACAACAACACUACGCGCAAGGACGCCGAUGGCUCCUGGUCGGCGCCCCCCUGGCCCGGACGGGCGACCAGCGGACCGGCGAUGUGUUCAGGUGUCCCGUGGACCACGUGAACUCCUUCAUGAACUCGAGCGGCGCCUGCAGCCGCCUUCACCUGGGAAACGUGUCCGUGGACCGCGUGCCGGCCCAGCGGAAAGACGGGAUGAGGCUGGGAAUGACGCUCACCGCCGAUCACAGAGACGGAAGCUUUGUGACGUGCGGUCCGCGCUGGUCCCACGAGUGCGGCAGCUCCGUGUACACGUCGGGAAUGUGCGCCCGCGUGGGAGCGCGCUUCCAAAUCCUGGACGCCGUCACGCCCGCCUUCCAGAGGUGCGAGACGUUCGUGGACCUGGUGAUGGUGGUGGACGGCUCCAACUCCAUCUACCCGUGGGGCGACAUCAGGGACUUCCUCAUCAACGUCCUGAACAAGUUCAACAUCGGCCCCAGUCAGACGCAGGUGGGGGUGGUGCAGUACGGCUCCAAGGUGGUCCACGAGUUCCGUCUGGGCGAGCACCGGACGGUGGAGGAAGUCCUGGCGGCCGUGGGUGACAUCAGACAGCGAGGAGGCGAGGAGACCCGGACGGCAUUGGCCAUCAACGUGGCCAGAUCGCAGGCGUUCGAGCGCGGCGGUCGUCCCGGCGCUCAGAAGGUUUUGGUGGUGAUCACGGACGGAGAAUCUCACGACAAUCCUCAGCUCGACGACGCCGUCCGUCGGUGCAAACGCGACAACAUCACCAUGUACGCCAUCGCGGUCCUGGGCUACUACAACCGGCGCGGCAUCAACCCGGAGGCCUUCCUGAAGGAGAUCCGCUUCAUCGCCAGCGACCCCGACGAGGACCACUUCUUCAACGUGACCGACGAGGCGGCGCUGAAAGACAUCGUGGACGCGCUGGGGGAGAGGAUCUUCACCUUGGAAGGAAGCGGCGGGAUGGGGCGAGGCUUCGGCCUGCAGAUGGCGCAGGCGGGAUUCUCCUCGCACCUUCUGCAGGACGGCCUUCUGGUGGGCGUCGUGGGCGCGUACGACUGGAACGGCGCCGUGCUGAAGCAGAGCCCGCACGGGAACCUGCUGCUCGCCCAGGCGGCGUACGGCGACCAGUUUCCCGAGGAGCUCCGGAACCACGCCGCCUACCUCGGGUACUCGCUGGGGUCGCUGGUCCCGACGGGCGCCUCGCGGGACGAGAUCCUGGUGGCCGGAGCGCCGCGCUUCAACCACAGCGGGAAGGUCGUCGCCUUCACGCUGGAUCGCCGCGGAAACGUCGACGUCCUGCAGGCGCUCUUGGGAGAGCAGAUGGGUUCUUACUACGGCAGCGUGUUGUUGUCGAUGGACGUGGAUGGCGACUCGCGGAGUGACCUCCUCCUAGUGGCAGCGCCCAUGUACUGUAGCCACGACGCGCACGAGACUGGCAAAGUUUACAUCCACACACUCGACACACACGCAAAGGCUCCGUUGGCGCUGCAGGGGGCGCUGCUUCCCUCGCCCGCUCACAAUUCGCGCUUUGGCGCCGCCCUGGCGCAGAUUCCUGACGUGAAUGCGGACGGCUUCAACGAUUUGGCGGUGGGUGCGCCGCUUGAGGAUGACCACCGGGGGGCACUGUACCUGUAUCACGGGCACCGCAGGAGCAUUCACGCGCACCACGCGCAGCGUCUCACCGCCGUCAGCCUCGACUUGGGACUCAAGUACUUCGGCCAAAGUCUUCACGCCGGCAAGGACGGCGACGGACUCGGAAACGUCGCCGUCGGAGCGCUCGGCGCCGCCGUCAUCGUGCGGUGUCGCCAGGUGGUGCGUCUGGAGUCCACGCUGACGUUCGAGCCCGCCAAGGUGAACGUGUUCCGCAAGGGUUGCCAGAGAGCGGGACGAGCGGUCGCCUGCAUGGUCGCCGUGGUGUGCCUGCGCCUGCGCGGCGCCACAGCCGACACGCGCGACGCCGCCCAUCGCGUCGCCGUUCGCUACCAGCUGAGUUUAGACGAAAAACGAUUUCCUCAUCGAGCCGUUCUGGACGACCGCGAACAACUACAGACGGAAACGAUGACGCUGACAACAGGAAGUCGACAAUGCCGACGUCACGGAUUCACAGUGCAGGACACGAUGGAUUACGGCCGUCCAAUCACGGUGGGGCUGGAGGCGGGGCUGCGGAGCUCAGAGGACGGGCCGAUGCUGGACCCCGAUUGGCCCACGACGCUGAAGGCCGAGCUUCCAUUUUGGAACGGAUGCGCGCAGGAAGACGCGUGCGUGCCAGACCUCAUCAUCAACACGCACACCGACCUCACCAGCGUCCAACAGUUGUGCAGUUCUCCGGAGGAGGCGUGGCGGUCGGUGUGCGGGCAGGCCGCCGGUGCGUUCGUGGUGGACACGAGGCGGAGGAGGGCGGCCUUCUUCGCCCGCCUGGAGAACCGCGGUGAGAACGCCUACGGGACCUCCGUCCUCAUCUCCUCCUCGCGCAACCUCGUCUUCGCGAGCCUCGUCGUCAAGGACCAAUCGGACGUGCGAAUGGAGUGCUUCUCCGAGGAGGCCAAUCAGAGGCGGUGUAACAUCAGCGCUCCGUUCAUGAAGGCCUCGUCUCAGGUGUUUUUCCGGGUGGAGUUUGAGUUCAGUUCUUUGGUCUUUCUGGACCAUCUUUGGCUCGCCAUGGCGGCCAGCAGCGAAGGCGAAGACGCCUCCCCCGAUGACAACGACGCCGAGAUCACGCUCGCCCUCAAGUACCGAACGGACAUCGUCUUCACCGCAGAUCAAAGCCCCUCCCGCUUUGUCGUCCAAUCAGAGUCUUUGGCGUCCCCGGGAGAUGAAGACCACGAAGACGACGCCUUCCCAUCUUUCAACGUGUCUUUCUAUCUGGAGAACCUGUCGUGGUUCCCCGUUGAGGGCGUGUCCUUCAGGGCCGACCUCUGGGCUGUGAGUCUCCAUGGCAACCGUCUGCUGAGCCUCACGCACUGCGGCCCGGGCCGGGACCAGGCCGCCGCCUCCUGCGUCCUGACGCAACCCGCGGCAGCCAAUCAGGCGACAGCGGAGGACCUGACGCACCUGACGCAGAUGAACGCCAGCAACAGCGCGAGCGUGUCGGCCGUCUGCAAACUUUUCCUUCCGGCGUCCGAUCGCGUCACGUUGACCCUGAGAGGAAGACUCCGGCGACCGGUCUUGCAGAAGGUGGUCUUCAGGACUCUGCGGGUUUUGCUCAGCGCGGACGUCCGCUUGGACUCUUCAGGGCCGUUCUUCCUGCAGCAGGAGGGUCCAGUCAGACAGACGUUCGUGGAGCUGAAGAAGGAGCACAAGUCCGGCGCCAUCUUGCUGAUUGUCAUUUUGGGAAGUUCAGCUGCAGGAUUCUUCGCACUGGCCAUUAUCGUGCUCGCGCUGUGGAGGCUGGGCUUCUUCUCCAGGAAGAGGCGGAGUCUGGCGCAGGAGGAGCCAGCAGCAGCCAAUGGGAAGCCGGCGGACGUUUUGUGACGACGCGGCGGGAAGACGGCGGCCGCAGCACGCGAUGACAUCAUCGACGAUGUUGCCAUUCUUUGGGUAGAGGGGGCGGAGCUUGAGGGGACAUCCUGGCCACGACCUCCGGUGACUUCCACAAAGAUGGCCACCGGGAGCGCUCACCCAGGCCCCCUGGUGGCUGAGCAAAGUGCUGCCAUAAAUUUCCACUCCCGCCAAAACAUUCCGCCGUACUAAGUGAUGCCAAACCGCUAUUGGCCGGCCAGUCGUCGGGAGCAGCCAUUGGCCGUGUCAGUUUGGCUCAAUGUCAAAACUGUAACAAGAAGGUUGGUUGCAUGCUUCCGGAAGACGCCGUCUCAAUUCCGCACGUUUGGAAUCGAGUGACUUUUCAAAUAUGACAACAACUACUCCAUGACUCCAAAAGGGACAUUAAGGAAAUGAGUUUUCGGUGUGCGGAAAGCACCAAGGGGCAGUUGAACGCGCCUUCGUCCCUUGAACGAAUUUGUCAUUAUGCUUCUUUACAAAGACUUUCCUCUUUAAAAUAGGAAAAUAUGUAGAAAUAUAUUUUAGAAAGCAUGUUAAAUAUGUAUUUUUCAUUAUUUGUUUUCAUAAGGGUGAAAUUUUAUAUUCAUAAAGGUAAAUAUGACAAUGAGAAACGUACAUUUACACACCUUAACAAAGACUUUAGGAAGAAAAAGGCUCGAAAAACUACAAAUAUUUGUAAACACUAAAUUAUUUGAACACAGUUGCAAGCCCCAGCAUUUGUUUUUUUAUGCAUUUUUUAUAUACUUGUGAUAUACUGAAUGUUCUCAAUGUUUGUUGCAUAUAUAUAUAUAUAUAUAUUAUAUACUGUUCAAUACUAUUUUUUUUCUUUAAUAAAAAGGGGAAGAAAAGGAAACUGA
Molecule: messenger RNA, 4579 nt
Organism: Phyllopteryx taeniolatus (common seadragon)
Lineage: Eukaryota; Metazoa; Chordata; Actinopteri; Syngnathiformes; Syngnathidae
Product: integrin alpha-11-like
Exons: 30
Coding region: 87-3695 (1202 amino acids)
Biological process (GO): cell-matrix adhesion; cell adhesion mediated by integrin; cell-cell adhesion
Cellular component (GO): integrin complex; external side of plasma membrane
Molecular function (GO): integrin binding
Source: RefSeq, a predicted model, not a curated record